GUGAGGCUCCGGGCCCGGAGCGCGAGGAGUUCAGGCCGCGGAUCGUGCCCUAUGCCCGGGACCCCAACAAGCCGCACAGGAAGGUGCUCAGAACUCGCUACAUCCAGACAGAACUGGGAUUUCAUGAGAGACUCUUUGUGGCUGUACUGACCUCCAAAGCCACCCUGAACACCUUGGCAGUGGCUGUGAACAAGACGGUGGCCCAUCACUUCCCCCGCCUGCUCUACUUCACAGGGCUGCGCAGCGCUAAGGUGCCCCACGGGAUGGUGCUCGUGGCCCAUGGGGAUGAGCGUCCCAUCUGGCUGAUGUAUGAGACCAUGCAUUACAUCCACCAACACUUUGGUUCUGACUAUGACUGGUUCUACAUCAUGCAGGAUGACACGUACGCACAGGCAGAACAGGUCAAGGCUCUGGUGACACACCUGAGUAUUAACCAAGACGUCUACCUGGGCCGAGCAGAGGAGUUCAUUGGUGGAGAUGAGCAGGCUCGCUACUGCCAUGGGGGCUUUGGCUACCUGCUUUCCCGUAGCCUGCUACUUAAGCUCCAUCAGCACUUGGACAGUUGCCGCAAUGAGAUCCUCAGUGUGCGCCCAGAUGAGUGGCUAGGACGUUGCAUCAUUGAUUUCCUUGGCAUCACUUGUACUUCCCAGCUUCAGGGCCAGCACUAUCACACCUAUGAAUUGGCCCAAAAUGCCAAGCCAGAGAAGGAGGAUGAAGAGGAGUUCCAAGUGGCUCUUGCUGUGCACCCUGUUUCCGAUGUGACUCUCAUGUAUCGGCUUCACAAGCACUUCAGCAGGAUCCAGCUGGACAGGGCUUAUCGGGAGAUUCAGGACCUCCAGAUGCAGAUCAGGAACCUGACGUCACUGACCCCUGCAGGAGAGGCAGGCCUGACGUGGCCUGUAGGCAUUAAUGCCCCCUUUCUUCCCAAGUCCCGUUUUGAGGUGAUCAGCUGGGACUACUUCACUGAGCAGCACCUCUUCUCCUGUCCUGACGGUUCACCAAAGUGUGAGCUCUCUGGAGCCAGCAAAGCAGAUGUCAGUGACAUUAUUGAAUCGGCCCUCGAGCAGCUCAACAGCCGCUACCAGCCUCUGCUCCGCUUCAGCAAGCGGCAGUUGCUGAAUGGCUAUCGGCGCUUUGACCCCACACGGGGUAUGGAGUAUACACUGGAUCUCCUGCUGGAGGCAGUGACCCAAAAGGGUCACACUCAUGUCCUGGUCAAACGAGUGAGCUUGGUGCGUCCCCUAAGUAAGGUUGAAAUCAUUCCCAUGCCAUAUGUAACAGAGGCCACACGGGUGCAAUUGGUGCUUCCCUUGACUGUGCAGGACCUGGAUUUUGUAGCAAACUUCCUGGAUAUGUUUGCUAUGAAUACUCUGGACACCCAUGAUAAUGCCUUGCUGACCUUGCUUUUUAUCUAUCAUCCCUAUGAUGCCCAACGAGUCAGCCAGGUAGAUGUUUUCGCUGCAGUCAAAGCUAUGGUAGGAGAGCUGGAGAAACGCUAUGCAGAAGUUAAAAUCCCCUGGAUUAGUGUUAAAACAGAGGUGCCAUCUCAAGUGAAACUCAUGGAUAUAGUGUCAAAGAAGCACCCUGUGGACACCCUGUUCUUCUUAGCCAGCGUCUGGACAGAAAUCAACAUGGAGUUCUUGAACCGUUGCCGCAUGAAUACUAUCAGCAACUGGCAGGUCUUUUUUCCCGUGCACUUCCAAGAGUUCAAUCCUGCACUGGUGUACCAUGGCGAGCAAGCUGCUUCCUCCAGCACCGACUUUCUGAGGGAUGGUCGUUUUGAUAGACAUUCCUUUGCCGAGGCCUGCUUCUAUAACUCUGACUAUAUGACGGCACGUACCAAGCUAGCAGCUGACAUCCUAGAUCAGGAUGAAAUGCUGGAGAGCAUGGAGGUUUUUGAUGUCUUCCUCCACUAUUCUGGUCUGCACCUAUUUCGAGCUGUGGAACCAGGGCUAGUGCAGAAAUACGCACUGAGGAGCUGCAAUCCACGACUGAGUGAGGAGUUAUACCAUCACUGUAUGCUCAGCAACCUAGAGGGACUUGCAUCCCGCUCACAUUUAGCCAUGGCCCUCUUUGAGCAGGAACAGGCCAACAGCACUUGA
This is a messenger RNA of Nothoprocta perdicaria, 2102 nucleotides long. RefSeq names its product chondroitin polymerizing factor 2 (gene CHPF2). The record is from RefSeq and is a predicted model, not a curated record. NCBI's taxonomy places the organism in Eukaryota, Metazoa, Chordata, Aves, Tinamiformes, Tinamidae. Gene Ontology annotation, cellular component: Golgi cisterna membrane. Bases 264 to 2102 code for a protein of 612 amino acids. The transcript is spliced from 4 exons. Gene Ontology annotation, molecular function: glucuronosyl-N-acetylgalactosaminyl-proteoglycan 4-beta-N-acetylgalactosaminyltransferase activity.